AAAGCAAAAUGUAACAAAUAUUUAAUUCUAAAUUAAUCAAUCAAUCCGGAACCAAUCAUUCUACAUAAUAAAUUAAUCUUUGAAACAAGACAAACUCGUGAUGCAUAAAUCAGAUUCUGCGGAUUUUACAAACCAACUAGAGUCACUAUUGGAGCUGAUGUUAAGAAAUUCUGCCCAAGAAUCAAAAAAUACAGAAAGAAAAGAUAUCAACACCGACGAAUCAGAUAUCGAGAACACUGAUAACGACAAAGAUUAUUCCGAAUCGAGUGAAGACGAACAGAAUUCUGGAAACAAAUACGGUUACGAGAAUAUUUUACGUUUUAAGAAAUUUUACGAAGAUCACACGCAUAACGACUUACAGGAAAGCGAACAUAAAAGCAUCUGGGACGAUUACGUGUUCAAGGAUAAAAUGUACAGAGUGAUCCUUAUAAAAUUAGACAAAAGUAAAAUGAAAACAAAAGACACAAAUUUAAUUGAUAAAAAUCAAUUAAUGAAACAAAAA
Molecule: messenger RNA, 502 nt
Organism: Apis laboriosa (Himalayan honeybee)
Lineage: Eukaryota; Metazoa; Arthropoda; Insecta; Hymenoptera; Apidae
Exons: 3
Source: RefSeq, a predicted model, not a curated record